GCCUGGUUUUAUUUAUGUGCAGCUUCUCCUUCUCGUCUUCUGAGAGAAGUGGAGGCUUCAGAAAAAAUAAAUCCAUUCCCAUGCAGCUAAUUAAGGAGGAGAGACUGUGAUGAAAGGGGAGGGGGAAGUGGAGGAAGCUUGUGAACUCCAAAUGGUAACGAACACUCAUCCAGUCCUUUCCUUUCUGUGAAGAAUUGCUCGGCUACAGAAAAUAUUCACUCCCGUUUUCCCUUUUGUAUUUCGGGGGCUGCAAGCAGACUGCCUGACUCAAAAGUCAGCAGCGGAAUAUUGCAGAGUAUAUUGGAUGAAAUCGCAGCAGUGGAGAAAAGCCAUGGAGAACAUAGGCUAUAUAUGGUGGCAGAAUGACAAAGCCUUUGUUUGCUACAGAAAACCAGGAAAACACUGAGAGAAUUGUGCAAUGAGGAAACAACCAUUUCAUUAAGAGCAUGAUGUGGAAAAGCAACAGUUCCAUUAUGGAUCCAGGCGAGGAGAACAGCGGAGAAGUCAGUGAUCUUCCCUUCUGCAGUGACAUACACAGCUUCUUAAGCUUCCAUGAACCAGUUGUACAGAGCAUCACCAUCUUUAUUUGCACAUAUGGACUGGUGGAGACAGUGAUUGCCAUCUGGUUCCUUGGCUUCCACAUUAAGACCAACAAUCCCCUGACCACCUACUUCCUGAAUUUGGCUGUUGCAGACUUUGGUAUCCUCAGUUUUUCACUUGGUUUUGCUAGCCUCGGUGUCACUGAGUACUCUCAGAGAAUAACAGUAACCACACAACUAAAAAUGUCUAUGGUUUUCCUCUUCCUCUUCGCAUACACUGCAGACUUGUGCCUCCUGACAGCCAUCAAUGUGGAGAGGUGUCUGUCUGUCUGUUUUCCAAUCUGGUACCGAUGCGACCGGCCAAGAUUCAUUUCCAUUCUGGCCUCAUUCAUGAUCUGGUUCAUGUCCAUGUUGUUCUAUGGAAUAACCAUGAUAUUUUUCUAUGAUGGCAUCCCUGGAAGUUCUGCCAUAAUGAUCCGAAUCAUCUCUACUGGGAACAUUUUUUUCCUCGGUUUUCUUAUGGUCAUCUCGACAUUGAUCCGGUUCACCAGGAUUUCUUUCAACACACAAGAUCAGCAAAGAAUACUGUGGGUUACCCUUCCACUCACAAUCAUAUUGUUCCUCUGCUUUGCCAUUCCAGUCAGCAUCUUCUACUUCAUGGACUACUUCUGUUAUAGUCCUCCUCCUAUGUUUAUGUUGAUUGGUUUCUUACUUAUCUCUUUCAACAGUACAGUAAACCCUCUAAUUUACUAUGUGAUUGGAGGCCAAUGGAAGCGUUGGAAAAGGAGGAAGGUCAAAGCAUUCCAAAAUGCUUUAAGGGAUGAAGCAGAUUCCGGACUAUAAAGCUUACCUGCUGCAUUUGAGGGAAAGCUAGAGAUCCUCAGAAGAUCCUCUUGAAUUCCUCUUCUGAGGAAUUCCAGCAUUCCUGAGAACGCUCAUUUCAUUGGAUCUUUGUAAGCUGGCUUUCUGCCUCAGUCCACCCAUGGCAGUAAAUCAAGUUCACAUCCAUAAAAUGGAAUGAUGCAAUAUCAAAACACCAGCCAAAAGGAAAAAGAAAAGGCAUCCGCUGUGGAUCAUUUUGUUACAAUGCAACAAUAUGGGAAAGAUAAAAAUGUUUCAUUAUUAUACUUUCUUUAAAAAGCAAUUAAAAUAUUAAAAUGUGCAGCUGAAGCAACUUCA
This is a messenger RNA of Varanus komodoensis (Komodo dragon), 1718 nucleotides long. RefSeq names its product mas-related G-protein coupled receptor member D-like. Gene Ontology annotation, cellular component: membrane. The transcript has 2 exons. The record is from RefSeq and is a predicted model, not a curated record. Gene Ontology annotation, molecular function: G protein-coupled receptor activity. Lineage: Eukaryota; Metazoa; Chordata; Lepidosauria; Squamata; Varanidae. Gene Ontology annotation, biological process: G protein-coupled receptor signaling pathway. Bases 447 to 1382 code for a protein of 311 amino acids.